AUGAACUCGAUUCGAGUUGUGCUCUCCGUCUGCGCUGCUUUCGCGUACCAGAUGGAACAGUUGGACGCUGACACAGCGUUCCUCAACAGUGAGUUGGAGGACCGUGUCUACAUGGAGGUACCAAUUGGCGUUGAGAACGCUCAGAACUAUGUGUGCCAGCUGAACAAGGCCAUCUAUGGACUGAAGCAAGCUGCAAGUGCCUGGAACAAAACCAUUCAUCGGGUAUUUCUUGGGUACGGAUUCAAGAGCUGUGGUGCGGACCAGUGCGUCUAUGUCAAGCGUUCCAAGAGCAAUUUCAUUUACGUCUGUCUUUACGUAGAUGAUAUGAUCAUUGCGGCGAAGACUAGUGAUGAAAUUGAUGACGUGAAAAACGCACUCAAGAGUGUCUUUAAGAUGAAGGAGCUUGGACCGGCGAAAUUUAUCCUGGGAAUGGAGAUCGACCAUAACAUGACUGCUGGAACGCUUAUGAUUAAGCAAACGCGAUACAUCGAUGAUGUGGCGAAACGGUUCGGGCAAGAGAACGCUAAGUCAAUUGACAACCCGUGUGCAACUGGUCUUAAGUUGUCAAAGUCGCAAUCGCCAGCAACGGAUGAAGAGCGAAGAAAGAUGCAAUCGAGACCUUACCGCUCCUUAAUUGGAUGCCUACUGUAUAUCACGACGUGUACUCGCCCGGACAUUUCAUUCGUGGUAACGCAACUUUCUCGUUUCCUGGAGAAUCCCGGGGCGCAGCAUUGGAACGCUGCUAUACGUGUUCUACGCUACUUAAAGACGACUCGCCAGCACGGGAUCAUCUACAAAGGUGGUACUGGCAGCGUCACAGCUGAAGCCUACUCGGAUGCGGACUGGGGUUCCAACCUCGACGACAGGCGUUCUGUCUCGGGGGUUAUGAUCAUGAUUGGGAACGCUCCGGUGAUGUUCAAAUCUAAGUUCCAACGAACGGUUGCCCUCAGCUCAGCGGAAGCUGAGUAUAUGGCUUUAAGCCUAUGCGUUCAGGAAGUGCUAUGGACGCGUGCGAUACUGACGGACAUGGGAAUGGUACAAAUGAACGCUACCCAGAUAUGGGAGGACAAUCAAGGAGCGAUUGCUUUGGCCCAAAACGCUGGUUAUCAUGCUCGGACCAAGCAUGUGGACAUCCGUCAUCACUUCAUCAGAGAGACGAUCGAAGACGGGACGGUUGCGGUAGCGUAUGUGGAAACCAAACAUCAAUUGGCCGACAUACUGACCAAGGCGCUAGGAUCCAAGACGUUCAAGUUCCUGCGCGAUGCAAACAGUAUCCAGUGCAAAGAAACCAAGCAGUAG
This is a messenger RNA of Peronospora matthiolae, 1299 nucleotides long. Lineage: Eukaryota; Oomycota; Peronosporomycetes; Peronosporales; Peronosporaceae. The record is from the annotation of a GenBank genome assembly.